AUGGCGGACUCGCUGGGCUCCGCUCACGUCGCCGGAGCCGGAGCUGCUGCUGCGGGGCUCGUCUCCGCCAAGAGCCCGCCCAGCAAGGCGGCUCCUGCCCGGGACUUCAACCCGCAGCCGCCGCCCAAGAGGACCCGAGUGGAGGACCGCAGCGUGAAGCCCAAGAAAGUGAGCAGGGACGCGGGAGUGGGAGGCACCGGUGGCGGCAGAGAGAAGCUCCAGCUGCCCGGGAAGCAGCGGCGGAGCUCCGGCAGCAGCCCGGGGGAGUGGAGCCGCGGCGGGAACCCUCCAGCCCCGGCCACCGGCGCGAACCCUCCGGCCCUGUCCACCGGCGGGUCACACACACACACAAACACACACAAAGUGUUCAAACAGAGCGACUUCUUCCUCCGCAAAGCGACGUCCUCCUCCUGCAGAGCCAAGAGGAGCAGAGAGAAACAGCGGGAGAGGAGCGAGAAGGUUCCUGGAGGAGGCGCGGAGCAGCAACAGGAGCAGCAGGAGGAGGAGAAGAAGGAGGAGGAGGAGGAGGAGAAACACAAAGUGAUGGGGACCUCCGGACCCGCGACCAACGACAACAACAACAACGACACCAGCAAAGCGAGCCCCCUGUCCGCGGUGAGGAGGGAGAACGGAGAGGUCACGCUGCCGCCCAAAGAGCACUCCACCAAGGACAAGGCGAAGGAGAGAGACCGAGAGGAGAGGGAGAUGAAGAAGGUCAAAGACAGAGAGAGGGAAAAAGAGAAGAAGAAGCACAAAGUGAUGAAUGAGAUCAAGAGGGAGAACGGAGAAGUCAAGCGGCCGAUUAAAGAUGAAAACGAAAAAGCCCAGGUCAACUCGGAGGAGCUGCAAAUCAAAAAAGUUAAGAAGAAAAAGAAGAAGAAACACAAAGAGGGGGAGAAGCACAAACGAGUGAAGAUGUACCACCGCUCCUGCCAGACCAUUUGUGCCGGCCUGCUUCUCCCCACCUCUUCUUCCUUAUCCACCGAUCACACGCACAAAUCCCCACUGUCUCCGUUCAAGAUGCCGCUGCCGGUUUACCACUCGCCGAACAACAAAACCUCACACGUGCCCUCCUCUCCUUCUCCUGCUUCUCUCGCCUCAAAACUCCUCUUAAGCGCCUCUCUUCAAAACAUGCCCAGCGAUCCAUUGUCCUCCAUCAAGGCGCCGCUCCCUCGGCCGACCAAACAGCAGCCGCAGGGCUCCUACCCCGGUAUGGAAGGUCUGGAGUUUGCUCCGUACAUCCACAUAGAGAACCAGCCAAACGGGGGGGCACUUGUGGCUCAUGCCUACACCUCACAGCUCUCCGCUCUGUCGAUGGGACAGAAGCAGAGAUUUGCCCAAGAGUUUGUCACCCUGGCGUUCAGCGAGGACUCGUCGCAGGCUGCUCAUUAUGUCAUGGGAAUCGUCCACGGAGAAGCCAGCUACCUGCCUGAUUUCUUGGAUUACUUCUCCACCAAAUUCCCGGCAGCUCCAGUCAAAAUGGAAAUACUGGCAAAGAAGGACAUAGAAACUACAACUAUGGCUAGUUUCUACUCUCAGGUGAAGAAGACGUACAGUCACGGUACCUACAGGGCCGGGGCCAUGAGGCAGAUCAGCCUGGUGGGAGCUGUGGACGAGGAGGUCGGGAAUUAUUUCCCAGAAUUCCUCAGCAUGCUGGAGGAGUCGCCCUUCCUGAAGAGGACCCUUCCAUGGGGGACGUUCUCCAGUCUGCGGCUGAUGAGUCCCAAAGACAGUGACGACGGUCCCAUAAUGUGGGUCAGACCCGGCGAACAGAUGAUACCUUUGGCUGAUAUACCAAAGUCCCCGUUUAAAAGAAAGCGCUCCACCAACGAGGUGAAGAACCUGCUGCAAUCACUGCCCAGGACCAGCGAGCCCAGAGAGAUGCUGUUUGAGGACCGGACUCGGGCCCACGCCGAUCACAUCGGUCAGGGCUUCGAGCGUCAGACCACAGCGGCCGUUGGCGUGCUGAAGGCUGUGUGCGCCGGAGAGGGCUCGGAGCCUCCUCGUGUUACCAAAGACGUUGUGUGUUUCCAUGCUGCUGAUUUCCCUCACGCAGUUCAGAGGCUGCAGUUGGACCUACAUGAACCCCCGCUGUCUCAGUGUGUGCAGUGGGUAGAUGAUGCCAAACUAAACCAGCUGCGUCGCGAGGGCAUCCGCUACGCCCGCAUCCGCCUUAGCCACGAUGACAUCUACUUCAUCCCCCGCAACGUGGUCCACCAGUUCAAGACCGUAUCUUCCGUCUGCAGCCUGGCGUGGCACGUCCGCUUAAGGCAGUACCAUCACGGAGAGGAAGAAGAAGAGGACGAGGAGGAGGUGGAGGAGGAGGAGGAGGAGGAGGAGCAAGUUGAGUUGAAGAAAGCGGGGACAGAAUUGGUGGAGCUGUGGCAAAAACAGGAGGUGAGGAGAGAAAAGAAGGGCGAGAGAGUAAAGGAGAGGAUAAAAGAGGAGACAGAGGAGCAGGUGGAUGUGGCAGAAAUCAGGAUGUUGCCGGGUGUCAAAAAAGAGGAGCAGCAUCUUCACCAUCCUCAUCCUCAUCGUCAUCCUCCACCUGUGUUGCCUCAGCCCGCUCGCCCAGUGGACUCAAAAGUGGGCGGUGCUAGAGUUAAAGAGGAGGAGACAGAGAGGGUGAAAGAAAGACGGAAACACAAACAGCAGGAUUCACUUCCUGUGAAGGUGAAGACUGAACCUCCAGCUCCUCCUCUCUGCAAAAAUAAAUCACCAUCGCCUCUUCCUCUUCCUCUUCCUCCUCCCGCCUCUCUUGAUCCUCUAAAACCCAAAGCAUCAUUGAAGCCCCGACAUCAUCAUCGUCAUCACCACAACCACCAUCACCACCAUCACUCAGACAGCAGAAUGACGUCUUCCAGUGCAGCGCCCUCUUCCUCCUCUUCUUCUCCAUCUUUGUCUAAGUUUUCCUCCUCUCCUGCGCCACCAGCAGGAUCCGUUGAUCCACUGCGCUCCUCUUCCUCUUCUAGUUCUACUUCGGUCCCUGUUCUGUCCUCCUCUGCGUCCACAUCUUCGCUGACGAGUCCCAAGCCGACGGUGGAGUCUCGCCUUUCCUCGCUCCUUCCUUCCACUUUGUCUUCCCAGCCGCCUCCCUCCUCUCAGUCAGGACCACCAACGAAGCGGGACUCGCAUCGUCCGAAGCCAGACGUUCAUUCAAACACACGGACACCAACGCAGUCAGAGGUCCGAGCACUCGCUGCCAAUGUACAGACCCACACGCCCCAAUUCGACACAAGGACACACACCACAGCCGAUGCACGGGAUCAAACACCGGCGCUCACACGGACUCAAACGCUCCCAGAGAAAUGGACUCACGGUUUGGACUCUGACUCGAGGAUGCCACAUGACACGGGGGGGCAAGGGGUUUACCUGCAGCAAUACGCAUCCCAGCAUCUCCCUGCUCCUCACCUCCCUCAAACCCUCCCGCCCUCCUUCUCCCACCUCCUUCCACACUCCCACCAUGCUCACAGGCCGCCGAUCCUCCCGCCAAACCCACUCUCCAACCCCUCCCCCCCGAUGCAGCCGCAGGCGCUCAACUCGUUCCUGAGUCAGACGCAGACGCCGCAGACGCUCCACAUGAGCCAGCUUCACCUGCAUCCGCCGCACCAGCCGAACCUCCCCACCCAGUCCCAGCCGUACUACCAUCAGCCCACCCCCCUCACUAGCGCCCAGUCACUCCCCCCUCACCUCCCUCACCAUCACCAGUUCGCCAAGUCCUUCUUCCCUCCUCCCCAGCACCCGCACUUCGCCCCUCACCCCUUCCUCCCCCAUCACUCUUUCCCGCCGAGCUCUUACCCGCUACAGCCGCAGUACCAGACCUCAGCACCAGGGCCGGUUCCGCUCUCAAUGUCCUUCUCCCAUCCUCCCCCU
Messenger RNA from Limanda limanda (common dab), 3873 nucleotides. RefSeq names its product lysine-specific demethylase RSBN1L-like. The record is from RefSeq and is a predicted model, not a curated record. NCBI's taxonomy places the organism in Eukaryota, Metazoa, Chordata, Actinopteri, Pleuronectiformes, Pleuronectidae. The transcript is spliced from 9 exons. Gene Ontology annotation, cellular component: nucleus. The annotation marks the transcript as partial.